AUGGCUUAUUUCUUGCUGAAAUUUUCACUGAUACAUUUGUUCAUUUCUUAUACAUUCUGCUAUGGGUACGCAGAACUCGAACUACUGCUAAAACUGAAGGCGUCUUUGGUUGGACCUAGGAGCUCAGCCCUUGAAGACUGGAAACAAUCUUCAUCUCCAACAUCACAUUGCUUGUUUUCAGGGGUCUCAUGUGACAUGAGCUCUCGAGUAAUCGGUCUAAACAUCUCAUGUGUGCCUCUAUAUGGUUCAAUCCCACCUGAAAUCGGACAGUUUAGCCAGCUGAAAACUCUGAUUCUAACAGGUACUAAUCUGUCAGGCAGUCUUCCACAGGAAGUAGCAAACUUAUCGACGUUGCAAUUCCUUAACAUCUCAAACAACAACAUAAGUGAGCAGUUGCAUUCAAUUAUGUUCAGCAAAAUGACUCAGCUAGAAGUCAUGGGUGUCUACAAUAACAACUUCUCCGGGCCACUACCUACAGAGCUCGCGAGCCUUAAGAAACUGAAGCAUCUGGAUCUUGGAGGAAAUUACUUCUCAGGUGAGAUUCCAUCUCAAUACUCAGAGAUCCAAGGCUUGGAGUACUUAGGCUUGAAUGGUAAUGCACUGACUGGUAAGCUUCCUUCGAGUUUAUCACAUUUGUCGAAACUCAAGUUCUUGUAUGUAGGCUAUUUCAACACAUACAAUGGAGGUAUACCUAAUGAGUGGGGUUUCAUACGAUCACUUCGAGUUCUUGAUGCUGCUACAUGCAACCUUAAUGGCAGUAUUCCUGUAACUUUAAGUCACCUGAGUGAAUUAGACACUCUUUUCCUGCAGAAAAACAACAUUACAGGUCAUAUACCAGCUGAAUUUGGUGAUUUAGCCAAUUUGAGAAACCUUGAUCUUUCGUCUAAUUCACUCACAGGUAUGAUUCCUGAAAGUUUUUCACAGCUAAAGAAGCUUGAAUGGCUGAACCUAUUUUCGAACAAAAUGAAUGGUCCGAUCCCUUAUUCUAUCUCUGAGCUUCCUAGGCUUACAAGAUUUCAGGUAUGGAACAACAACUUCAAUAGUCAACUACCUAAAAAUCUAGGCCAGAAUGGAAAACUCGAAACGGUUGAUGUAUCAGGCAAUCAAAUUACAGGUCAAAUUCCAAAACAGCUAUGCAAAGGAAGAAGACUAGAGUACCUUAUAUUGUUUGGGAAUUCUUUUACUGGUCCUAUCCCUGAAGAGCUAGGAAACUGCAAGACCUUGGUUCGAGUAAGAUUAGCAACAAACUCGUUAAAUGGUUCGAUUCCCUCUGGAGUAUUGAACCUGCCAAGGGCUAAUAUGAUUGAUCUUAGUCACAACAACUUGGUUGGUGAACUUCCCCUGUAUAUUACAGGAAAUUCCCUCCAAACUCUAGACCUUUCGAGCAACUCCAUCACCGGAAGUAUUCCUCCAUCUAUUCAGAAGUUGGUUAGUUUACAGAAACUCUUUCUUGGAAGAAAUAACUUGUCAGGAAACAUUCCUGAUGAGUUAUUCAAUCUGAAAAGCAUAUCGAUCAUCGAUGUAAAAGACAACUACAUAACUGGGGAGAUACCGAAAUCUGUAGGAAAUUGCUCCUGUCUGAUGUCCUUAGAUAUCAGCAACAAUCACCUUAGUGGAAGAAUCCCACAUGAAAUUUCAAAACUGAAGAUUUUGAGCAGUCUGAAUCUGUCAGAAAACCAUUUGAGUGGUGAAAUUCCUACUGACAUGCAGAAUAUGACUAGCUUAGUGACACUUGAUCUUUCAUAUAACAACUUGUCAGGUAGAAUUCCAUCUGAAGGACAGUUUGCUCUCUUCAAGGCGGAUUCAUUUACCGGUAAUCCAAAUCUCUGCUCCCCAUCUAAGAGUUUCAGUUAA
Messenger RNA from Chenopodium quinoa (quinoa), 1854 nucleotides. RefSeq names its product receptor protein kinase CLAVATA1-like. The record is from RefSeq and is a predicted model, not a curated record. The transcript has 2 exons. Gene Ontology annotation, molecular function: protein binding. NCBI's taxonomy places the organism in Eukaryota, Viridiplantae, Streptophyta, Magnoliopsida, Caryophyllales, Amaranthaceae. The coding region runs from base 1 to 1854 and encodes 617 amino acids.